Molecule: messenger RNA, 766 nt
Organism: Propithecus coquereli (Coquerel's sifaka)
Lineage: Eukaryota; Metazoa; Chordata; Mammalia; Primates; Indriidae
Gene: ZMAT5
Product: zinc finger, matrin-type 5
Exons: 6
Coding region: 69-581 (170 amino acids)
Cellular component (GO): U12-type spliceosomal complex
Molecular function (GO): zinc ion binding
Source: RefSeq, a predicted model, not a curated record
CGGAGGAGGAGCCCGGAGCCAUCCAGCCCGGCGGAGCCAGGCAGCGGCACCACCUAGCGUAAGUGGCCAUGGGGAAGCGAUACUUCUGUGACUACUGCGACCGCUCCUUCCAGGACAACCUCCACAACCGGAAGAAGCACCUGAAUGGACUGCAGCACCUCAAGGCCAAGAAGGUCUGGUACGACAUGUUCCGAGACGCAGCCGCCAUCUUGUUGGACGAGCAGAAUAAGCGGCCCUGCAGGAAGUUUCUACUGACAGGCCAGUGCGACUUUGGCUCCAACUGCAGAUUUUCCCACAUGUCGGAGCGAGACCUGCAGGAGCUGAGCAUCCAGGUGGAGGAGGAGAGGCGGGCCAGAGAGUGGCCGCUGGACACUGCCGAGCUCCCCGAGGGCCAUCUGGAGGACUGGCUGGAGAAGAGAGCCAAGCGGCUGAGCUCAGCCCCAAGCAGCAGGGCCGAACCCACCAGAGCCACCGUCUUCCAGUACCCUGUGGGCUGGCCGCCAGUCCAGGAGCUGCCGCCAUCCCUGCGGGCACCCCCACCUGGGGGGUGGCCCCUGCAGCCCAGAGUCCAGUGGGGCUGAGCCCCUCAACCCGGCCUGACCCCCACCUGGUCACUUCUCUCUUCAGUCACAGUAAAGCUGAGGGGAAGCCGAGCCCCUUCCUGCUGCACGCAGGGAGCCCCUGAGACUGUCGGCCUGGCCUCCUGCCCCCCUCCCUCAUGUGACAUCUUGAGAGGAUGGAGGAGAAACCUUCCAGAUGUUGAUAA